UACCCUGUCGUGGCGUCAUCGCAGUCCCAGCAGCGGCGGCGGAGGAGACGGUGUUGGUGUAGCCGGGAGGUCAGGCGGAAGAGUCAGGGGGCGCUGUGCACUCAGUAGGCCUUUGACAGGGGGACCGAGGGAAGGGAUAGAGCUGGCAUCCGGAAGCCGGGGCGAGCAUGGAGGCCGAGGACGGGCAGGAGCUGCGGGUCGGCUCGCUGGUGCCAGUCCUGGUGGAGCAAAUGGUGAAUGACACGCUGCUGGUGACCCUGAGCUGCGGGGAGAAGUCGUACAGCGGCAUCCUCCUGGACUGCGGCAAGAAGUCGGGGUUGUUCUGCAUGCCGCCUCCUUCUGUUCCAAAAAAUGAAGACUCUCCUAAUGGUUCCUGUACCAGUAUUCCUACAGAUGCCAAUUUCUCCCAUCCAUUGUCAGAAACUCCCGUUCAAGAUACUGAGCUCCCUGUGAAAAGUAACACCGAUCAAGUUCCUCCACUCCUUCCACUCCCAGGUACUGCUCCUUCUUAUCCUCCAUACUUCGAAGGAGCCCCUUUUCCCCCUCCUCUGUGGAUAAGACAUUCGUACAAUCAGUGGGUGCCUCAACCGCCUCCACGCAGUAUUAAAAGGACAAAAAGGCGAAUGUCAAGGAACCGAGAUCCCGGGAGGCUAAUAAUGAGCACAAUAAGACUGCGGCCUAGGCAAGUCCUUUGUGAAAAAUGUAAAAACACAUUAAAUGCGGAAGAAUCUCCAAAGGAUAAAAACAACACUAGAAGUAGCAAAAGAUCACAAAGUGACGAUAAGGAAAGACAUAAAGUGGAGUCGGAUCCUGAGGAGAGAAAGACGACAAAGGAGAGGAGGGAGGAGCAUAGUGCCUCUAGAGACUUGAUACCUAGGAGUCCCUCCAAAGACUUGAUACCUAGGAGUCCUGUCAUAAAGAUCGUUUACAGUACACCGCAAGGCAAAGGGGAAGUGGUUAAGAUUCCAUCACGCAUACAUGGCUCUGUUGAGCCAUUUUGUCCAAACCAAACCCACGAAAAUGGAAGUAGGGACCAAGAGAUACCUAAGGACACUGAACAGUGUCAAGCUCCCAAACGUUUAGCGGACAGAACAACAGACAGCCAAGUGGCUUCUAUUCCGAAGUUAAAGUUACCUAAGCCGUUGCAUUCCAAUGCAGAUAUUCCACCACCUAAAAUCAGACUAAAGCCACAAAGGAUUAGUGAUGGACAAAGGGUUUCAGUCUAUAAAUCUGAGCUAAUUCAUGAGGUGAAUGUGCUGCAGAGCAGCCAAGCGUCUGAAACUGAUUCCUCCACUUAUUACAUGGACAGUGCUGCAGAAAGAAGUUAUCAGGAUGCGUCUUUGGGAAGCUCUGGGGAGGAUGAUGACUUCAAAGGAUUUCCACACAGCCAAGAGGGACAUAACCUGAAUUUACUUGUAAAUUACCGGAAAAGGAAAGCCGAUUCGUCUAGUGCAUCGUUGUGCAGCAAUGACAGCUUAGAUGAAUCAAAGUCAACUUGUCUGGAAUUAAAUCGGAUGGAUUUUUGUGACCUUAUGCCUGGUGACGAUAUUUCGGUCUCCUCUUCUAAAGAUGAACAGAAAACUGUCCCACCACUUAUGGUGAGACUUCACUCUAAAAGUGUAUCAAACUGCAUCACUGUAGAUGGAAAGACUAUUUCAGUAGGAGACAUUGUAUGGGGGAAGGUCCACGGAUUUCCUUGGUGGCCUGCUCGUAUACUAAGUAUUAAUGUUAACCAAAAGGAAAACGACGAUCCUCCAUGGCAGGAAGCAACGGUUUCAUGGUUUGGUUCUCCAACCACCUCCAGUUUAUCGGUUUCAAAACUUUCUUCCUUUUCAGAGUUUUUUAAACUGAGGUUCAAUAGGAAGAAAAAAGGUGUGUACCGUAAGGCUAUAGCUGAAGCUGCCAAGGCUACUAAUCAUCUGACUCCAGAAAUUAGGGAACUGCUAAUACAAUGUGAAACGUAAUUUCUUUGGAAGAUGAGCGGAUCAGAACACAGCUGUUCUCCUAGAGUUUCACUACGCCUAUAAACAUCCUGACAAACUCCCGUGAAGAGACUUGCAGUGGCUGCACUUCUGACAGUGAGAUGAGUUAUCUUGUCAUGUGUGAAGGAUGGCAGUCACCUGGACCUCAACGUGGAAUCUGCUACAGAGCUGACAUACCGAAUUCUCAAGGACAUUGAACCACAGAUAGAUCUGCUCUGCGUUUUAAUAGUAGCGACAUAAGAACAGCAAACAAACGCAAACUUAAUUUAUUUAUUUUUUAACUAC
Messenger RNA from Nanorana parkeri, 2267 nucleotides. RefSeq names its product PWWP domain containing 2B (gene PWWP2B). The coding region runs from base 168 to 1964 and encodes 598 amino acids. The transcript has 3 exons. The record is from RefSeq and is a predicted model, not a curated record. NCBI's taxonomy places the organism in Eukaryota, Metazoa, Chordata, Amphibia, Anura, Dicroglossidae. Gene Ontology annotation, cellular component: nucleoplasm; nucleus.